Prosopis cineraria is the source of this 1295-nucleotide messenger RNA. Its product is annotated as DNA-(apurinic or apyrimidinic site) endonuclease. Gene Ontology annotation, molecular function: phosphoric diester hydrolase activity; DNA-(apurinic or apyrimidinic site) endonuclease activity; double-stranded DNA 3'-5' DNA exonuclease activity. The record is from RefSeq and is a predicted model, not a curated record. Bases 60 to 1166 code for a protein of 368 amino acids. Gene Ontology annotation, biological process: base-excision repair. The transcript has 9 exons. Gene Ontology annotation, cellular component: nucleus. Lineage: Eukaryota; Viridiplantae; Streptophyta; Magnoliopsida; Fabales; Fabaceae.
UAUUUAUUCAGGAGCUCGUACCUGUCUCACAGACACAGGCAUAGUGAAAAGUAGAGAGGAUGAAGCGAUUCUUUCAACCAGUGCAGAAGGAUGGCACUUCGAAGAAGCCUUCUCUUUCGUUUUCAGGGGGCGAUGGUGAAAGUACAGAAACAUCUGGGGAGGAGAAGAAAGAGCCAUUAAAGUUCUUGACUUGGAAUGCUAAUAGCCUUUUGCUUCGUGUGAAGAACAAUUGGCCCGAAUUCACCAAGUUAGUCACGAGUUUUGACCCUGAUGUCAUUGCAAUACAGGAAGUGAGGAUGCCUGCUGCUGGUUCAAAGAGUGCUCCAAAAAAUCCAGGAGAGUUGAAAGAUGAUACAAGCUCCUCCAGGGAAGAAAAGCAGAUAUUGAUGCGUGCACUUUCUAGUCCGCCUUUUGGAAACUAUCGUGCAUGGUGGUCUCUUGCAGACUCCAAGUAUGCAGGGACAGCACUCUUCAUAAAAAAGUGCUUCAAGCCAAAAAGUGUCUUUUUCAAUCUUGAUAGAAAAGAAUCAUACUCUUGUGUGUGUUGGUUAGCUUCAAAGCAUGAACCAGAUGGCCGAGUAAUCUUGGCUGAAUUUGAGACACUUCGGAUAUUGAAUACAUAUGCACCAAACAAUGGAUGGAAAGAGGAGGAGAACUCUUUUCAAAGGAGAAGAAAAUGGGACAAAAGGCUUCUGGAAUUUGUUACACAGUAUUCUGAUAAGCCUUUAAUAUGGUGUGGCGAUCUCAAUGUCAGUCAUGAAGAGAUUGAUGUGAGUCAUCCAGAAUUUUUUAGCGCAGCAAAACAAAAUGGCUAUGUUCCACCAAAUAAAGAGGAUUGUGGGCAGCCUGGAUUUACCUUGUCUGAAAGAAAGCGAUUUGCUACUAUCUUACGAGAGGGGAAACUGGUGGAUGCCUAUAGAUUUCUGCACAAAGAGAAGGACAUGGAGCAGGGUUUCUCAUGGUCUGGAAAUCCAGUUGGAAAGUAUCGUGGGAAAAGGAUGAGAAUAGAUUAUUUCGUAGUUUCAGAGAAAUUAACAGACAGGAUUGUUGCAUGUGAAAUGCGUGGACGGGGGAUAGAGUUAGACGGUUUCAUUGGAAGUGAUCACUGCCCUGUUACCCUAGAGCUCUCCCCGAGCCCUAGCUCCCCAAAUGUGGAUCCAACUUAAACAAAUGAAAAAAUCUGUCCUUUUUUUUUUCCUCCUUUUUUUUUGUUGAGCCGUACUUUUCCUUUUUCUAAAUCUCUAGUGUCUGGACUCUGACUAUUUUGUUAAUAUGAAAUGCCAUUCUUCAUUAUA